Molecule: messenger RNA, 2016 nt
Organism: Sclerotinia sclerotiorum 1980 UF-70
Lineage: Eukaryota; Fungi; Ascomycota; Leotiomycetes; Helotiales; Sclerotiniaceae
Exons: 2
Coding region: 1-2016 (671 amino acids)
Source: RefSeq, a predicted model, not a curated record
AUGGAACAACGAAAGGAAGAUAUAACUAGAAGGCCAUUAUAUGUCUACGACCUUCCACAGGACAUUCUGUCGACUUUAGCGCGCAAAGACGAUAUCAAUAACGAAACAAACCAAGAAGAUACCAAUUCACCUGCAGAUACUACCGAGCGAGUUGUACCAACUAAAACUGGAGAAGGAGUUGGGUCAAAGUCUUGUUCACUAUGCGGUGUAAGUUUUCAUACUGUGGAAGACCAAAAAAGCCAUGUGCGAUCGGAUUUCCACAACUAUAAUUUGAAGCAAAAGAUUCGAGGGGUAAAAGCUGUCACGGAAAACGAAUUCGAGAAGUUGGUAGGAGACCUCGACGAAAGUCUUUCAGGGUCCGAUUCAUCAGAUACGGAAGAAGAUGAAGAUGGAGAGCGCAAGGAAACAACGCUGAGCUCAUUACUCAAGAAACAAGCUGUUAUAUCGUCAAAUAGUAAUGAGUUUGAUGACAAUCCCGGGUUAAGAAAGAGGACAAGAGGAUCUGGAAAGGCCCCAAUGAUAUGGUUCACAACACCUACGAUGCCGAAGAAUACCUAUCUUGGAAUAUAUCGAGCUAUUUUCACAAAUGAAGAGCAAGGAGCGGAAACCUCUAUGCACGAAAUUGUCCAGAAAAAGCAGCUCACUCCGAAACCUCAAAUCAAAAUACCGGUCAAUAGCGAAGGUAUUCCAUUAGCGGAAUCAUACAAAGGUCCUCACAUCUUUAUGUGCAUGAUAGGAGGUGGUCAUUUCGCUGCCAUGAUCGUGUCCCUCACUCCUAAGCUAGUAAAAAACCCACAGGCGACGACGGGUCCCUUAACCAAAGAAGCCGUCGUACUCGCUCACAAAACUUUUCAUCGCUACACCACUCGUCGCAAGCAAGGAGGAUCUCAAUCUGCCAACGACUCCGCAAAAGGAGCUGCUCAUAGUGCCGGAUCUAGUCUCCGUCGUUAUAACGAACAAGCCCUUACAGAUGAAGUACGACAGCUCCUCACAUCAUGGAAAGGCAUGAUUGAUACAUCUGAAUUACUUUUCAUUCGUGCAACGGGUACUACUAAUCGACGUACCCUAUUCGGACCAUACGAGGACCAAGUAUUACGACAAAACGAUCUUCGAAUUCGUGGGUUUCCAUUCAGCACGAGGAGAGCAACACAAAAUGAGCUCAUGCGAUCUUUCGUGGAGCUCACCCGUGUAAAAGUCCUCGAAGUAGACGAAGAAGCACUAGCAGCCAAGCGUGCCGCUGCCAUCUCAGCUCAACAAUCGCUCGCCGCGAAAAAAGAAGCAGCCGCAAUAUUAAAACCUCAACACAACAAACUAUCAGAAGAAGAAGAAACCGCACUUUUACAUACAUCCCAACUUCAAUCAUUAAUUCGUCGCUCAAAACUUCCUGCUCUUUUAUCUUAUUUUCAAACAAAUUCUCUCUCGCCAAACUUCCUUUUCCAACCAGAGGAACAAAAUUACCAUGCUCCUACCCCUUUACAUUUAGCCGCGAGUUUAAACUCAAAACUACUAGUCGAGGGCUUAAUAUUGAAAGGAAACGCAGAUCCAACAAUUAAAAACGGAGAUGGUAAAACCCCUUUUGAAUUAUGCGGUGAUAGAAGUACCCGCGACGCCUUUCGCGUUUGUAGAUUCGAACUCCCAUCCCCCUCCACAUAUUCCUGGGACAACUCAAACAUCCCCCCUCCCAUGUCACGAGAAGAAGCCAAUAAACGCGACGCGCGUGAAAAAGAAGAAGAAGAGAAUAAAAAGAAACUAGAACAGAAAAAAAUAGACGAUGAGAGGUUAGCUAAAGAGGAAGCAGAGAGAGAAGCAGAGCGUAAAUUAAAAGGUGAUGGGAAAUUUAGUAGUAGAGGCGGAAAAGGGAAGCUGGUGGGUGGACUGUUAGGAGCGGGUGUUAAGGCUACAGGACAGGAAAAGAGAGAGGAGGAAAUGAGGAAUAUGACACCGGAAAUGAAGAUGAGGCUUGAGAGAGAGAGGAGGGCGAGGGCCGCGGAGGAAAGGAUGAAGAGGUUGGGUUAG